AUGGUCUCCCCUGCAAUUCGCGCUCUCUCAGCGUUUGCCGUUCUCGCUGUACUGGUCAACGCGCAAGAACCGACCUUCAAAGGACAGCUUCUCAUUGAACCAGCUUUGACCAGUGCAAAAUGCAUCACAGCGGCCUCAAACACAGACGGUGCUGCCGUUACUAUUCAAACCUGCACCGGUUCUCCUUCCCAGCAGUGGACAUUCUCAGGGGGCACCGUCAGAGUCUUCGACAACAAAUGCUUGGACGUUACAAAUGGGACGACGGUGGACGGCACGAAGAUGCAAAUCUGGACAUGCACCUCCAACAACGCCAACCAGCAGUUUGUUUACACCACGUGGGACAACAGCUUGGCGUGGGCCAACAAGGGCAAAUGCAUUGAUCUUCCUGGAGGCAGCACAGCAGAUGGCACUCGCAUUCAGCUAUGGUCCUGUUCCUACGGGAACAUUAACCAGAACUGGAAAGUCGGAUACCUCGCCUCGAAUUUACCCACAACUUCUCAGGAGAAACAAUCCGGCGUAAACAACUGCGGAACAGGCUCAAGUCCGUCCUCCAGUUGUCAAACGAUUUGGAUAAACUCCGCCAGCGAUUUCUGUCUAUGGGCACCACCAUCCCUUGGUGCUAUCGGGGACACUGAGCGUGAUGAAGUUGCAUGGUGCACUAAGUCUGGUCGCGGCGCGCGAACUAUUCCUGACGGCACAUUGCAAGGCGUCCAUUUCGUCCAGACCCCUGAGUACGUACAAGUCACAGGGGUGGGCGAUUUCACCAAGAUGAACAUCCCUCGGGGAGAUGCUGGUGGUGAACUGGAUAACAGAGGAGCUGAUGGCCGAGGAAAUCCAAUCGGUGGUCUGGUCUACGGCAAUACCUUUGGCACUGGCCUUCAGUACCAUGAGUGGACCAGUUUUAUCUCUGACAGCGAAUUCUGUUUCCGUGCUUGCGUUGGUCCUCGUGCGACUGUCCUGUGCAACCACAUUUACGACGUCAUGGGAUGUUCCUGGAACAUGCCAGCUAACUAUGAUUCACAUGUGUACGAGGACUGUGAUGGCGAUUCAGAUCUCCCUAUGGGCGUUUAUGGGACAAGCACAUGGCACCAGGGAACCAGCCCCACACCCACUGCUCACCCGGCUGCGUCAUCGUCGAAUUGCAAGCCCCUUCCUACCGUUACAGUCUCUCCAUUGAUGAGACGCGACAACACACGCGACAAGCGUCGCCUUCCUGUCUUCCCCCACCGGCGCCCUACCUAA
Messenger RNA from Psilocybe cubensis, 1242 nucleotides. RefSeq lists its product as uncharacterized. Bases 1 to 1242 code for a protein of 413 amino acids. The record is from RefSeq and is a predicted model, not a curated record. NCBI's taxonomy places the organism in Eukaryota, Fungi, Basidiomycota, Agaricomycetes, Agaricales, Agrocybaceae. The transcript is spliced from 11 exons.